This is a messenger RNA of Sporothrix schenckii 1099-18, 2028 nucleotides long. RefSeq lists its product as uncharacterized. Gene Ontology annotation, molecular function: hydrolase activity. The record is from RefSeq and is a predicted model, not a curated record. Lineage: Eukaryota; Fungi; Ascomycota; Sordariomycetes; Ophiostomatales; Ophiostomataceae. The transcript has 2 exons. Bases 1 to 2028 code for a protein of 675 amino acids.
AUGUCCGACAUUUCGUACCUCUCCGAGGAAGCGGCGGAAUGGACAGAGUACGCCAAGACGUGGUCGGCGCCGGUGCCGCCGGCCGGAGCGACGCCGCAGCAGAUCCGGGCAGCCGCCAACACCAACACGGCCAAGCUGUUUGACGCAGUGGUGGGGCGGCCGGCAGACGGAGUGACAGUGACGGAGCAUACCGUGGGCGAGAACAGCAUUCCGGUGCGCUUCUACCGACCGACGGCGGCUGCUGGUGACGACGGCCUUGCCGUGUACAUAUUCUUCCACGGCGGCGGCUACUUCCUGGGCAGCCUCGACACAGAGGACGCCAACUGCCGGCACCUGGCCCUGCAGACGGGCGUGGCUGUCGUCAACGUGAACUACCGACACACGCCCGAGCACGUGUUCCCGUCGGCGUCGGACGAUGCCUGGGCGGUCUUUCAGUGGGUGGCCAGCCAGGGCGGACCGGGCGGCGACGGCCUGAAGCUCGACACCAGCCGGAUUGUGGUCGGCGGAAUCAGUGCGGGCGCGACGCUGGCCAUUUCCGUUGCUCUUAAGGCGGCGGCCGAGGCGCAGUCCCAGUCACAGCCGGUCGUGCGGCCGCGCGGGCUGGUGCUGACGACACCGGCGACGGUGCACCCGGAUCACUUCCCGGCCGACUCGGUCAAAGGAGAGCCGUCGCUGGUGGCCCACGCGGACGCGCCGUUUAUCAACGCCGCCCGUCUGCGCGGCUUCAUGGCCAUGUACCAGCCGACGCCGCCGACGCACCCGGCCGUGUCGCCUCUGUUGGUGGACGACACGACGCUGGCGGCGCUGCGCCUGAAGCGUGUGGCCGUCCACGUCGCCGGCCGCGAUCCCCUGCGCGACGAGGGGCUGCUAUUUGAGGCGAAGCUACGCGCCGCUGGUGUGCCGACGACGCUUUAUACGUAUCCUGGGCUUCCGCACGCGUUCAUGUCGCACCCCAAGCUGGCGUCGACACAGGUCUGGCGCGAGAGGAUGUGGGAGGAUGUCAAGUCGAUUGCAAAUGACAUCGACCUCUCGUGGCUCGCACCGUCACAUUGUGUGCGUCCCGCCAUCCACGAAUAUUUCUGCCCCGGUAAUGUAGUCGCUCGCGGCGCUCGCCAGAAAGACGGCCACGCCUUUAAAGUCGGCGGGCCGUCCCCAGCGCCCGGCCGGAAUCUCGGCGACGAUCUGGGCACUGCGCUCUGGGUUGUCGACCGUCUUCUGGGACAGCGGCGUGUGGAUCCAGCCGGGCGUCAGCGUGUUGACCUGGACGUGGUAUGCGGCGAGCUCGGUCGCCAGCGAGUUGGUCAGCUGGGCAACAGCCGCCUUGAUGGGGCCAUAGACGGAGAACCGCGUCAUGGCCCGAUGGGCCGCCAGCGAGGCAAUGUUGAUAAUCUUGCCGCCGCGGCCGCGCUGGGCAAAAUGGGCGCCGAAUUUCUGGGACAGGCUGUAGACGGCGUGGAAGUGGAUCUGGACGACCUGUUCGCGGUGCGCGUCGGUCUCGUCGAGGACGGGCACAAAGCCGCCAGUGAUGCCGGCGCAGUUGCAGAGGAUGUCGACGGACCGCUGGUCUGCGUGGAGGACCUUGUCGACGGUGGCCGUGAUCAUGUCUGGCUGCAGCAGGUCGACCUCGUAGACAUCGACACGACGCCCUGCCUCGGCAGCGAGUGUUGUCGCAAAAUCGGACAUCUCGCCCGGCACCUGGAAAAUGAUGAUGUCGGCGCCCGCCUCGGCCAGGCCGCGCGCCAUGCCGCCGCCAAUACCCCCAUUGCCGCCCGUAACGACGGCUGUUUUGCCCGUCAGGUUAAACAGGGAGAUGACAGGCGUCGUGUCGCCGUGGCACGGCGUGGCCACGACCGGGAAGGUGUUUGCAACAGGAAACGAAGGCAUGGUGACGGGGGUGGUGGAUCAAACGGCUCGACGACAUUCGUCGGCCGUUCACCGAGGAGCACAAGUACAGAAGCUUGGUCGGCCCACAGUCGGACUGCCAAUCUGACGGAGAACCGCUUCCGACCAGAGGAGCUAGAGAGUUGA